Vigna unguiculata (cowpea) is the source of this 2039-nucleotide messenger RNA. It is a transcript of the gene LOH1, whose product is annotated as RNA-binding CRS1 / YhbY (CRM) domain protein. Gene Ontology annotation, molecular function: RNA binding. NCBI's taxonomy places the organism in Eukaryota, Viridiplantae, Streptophyta, Magnoliopsida, Fabales, Fabaceae. The record is from RefSeq and is a predicted model, not a curated record.
AAAAAUAAAUCUACUAUAGAAGACUUGAAAUAUGUUUUAGUCUUGAAAAAUAGCAAGGUAAAAGCGACGACACUGUUCAGGGAAGGAACAAAAAGGCAUUCUGGAGCUUCAAAAUCAAAUGGGGCGUUCUCCCAAACCUUCCAUUUCUCGGUAAAGUACCGGUCUUUAGCUUCGUCUCACUGUGCACUUGUUGCUGUGGUCAGGUUCAGAGAUCUUGAGAUUAUUUUCUCCCUCUUCACAUUCCAAAACUGAGUGCGCUUGAAAUUUUGAAGUGUAUAAAUUUCGUAUCUUUUUUUGUUCCUCCUCCAAAACUCAACCCCCUUGUGCUCCUAAUGCUAACCACCAAAAUUUCCUGCAAAACAAUGAUGUGGGUUUUCUACCCCAAAAUUUGGUGACCCCUUUUAUGCAGUCAUUACACAUGAAUGCAGAACCUUUCACUUUGUUGUCACUUCUGUGCAUAAGGGCAAAAUCAGCAAGCAUGUGGUAGUUUCUUCUGCACUCAAUUUCAUUUUCGUCUUUUAGAAGUUGGGAAAUAUGGCGUGGAGGCUUUUAGCAUUACGCCCUCUCACUAAAAUUCACUUCCACAACAUUCUCUCCUCCAAUUCCUCAUUUCCAAAAACAAGAAGUUUGCUUCAGUAUUGAUUUACACUGCUGUAGCUUGGACUAUGCUGUGUGCAAGGUUCGUGGUCAGGAACCUAUUCUUUAUCAGCUCCAUUAUAUGAAAGCAUGCUCUAUCCUGGGAAACAUAGGCUUUCAUUCAUGUCCAUUUCUGAAGUAUAGCAAUAAGGUUGUAGAGAAACAGUAUCAGGAUUCUGAGAAGGCCCCAAGUGGUAAUGAGGGUGAUGGCAAUGCCAAAGUAAAUAGGAAAAAAUUGAAGGGGAAAAGAGCAGUUGUAAGAUGGCUCAAGUUCUUUCGAUUUAAGAAGAAGAAAGAGUAUGAAAGGAUGACAGCAGAGGAAAGAAUUUUAUACAAAUUGUUGAAAGCUCGAAAGAAAGAAGAGAGACUUUGUGAAGCCCUAAAAAAGAUUGAGCCUUCUGAAUCUUCAGAAACAACCCACGAUCCUGAGAUAUUAACACCAGAAGAACACUUUUUCUUCUUAAAGAUGGGCCUUAAAUGCAAAAAUUAUGUGCCAGUUGGAAGGCGAGGAAUUUACCAAGGUGUAAUUUUGAACAUGCAUCUGCAUUGGAAAAAACAUCAGACUUUGAAAGUAGUGGUGAAGACAUUUUCAGCAGAGGAGGUUAAGGAAAUUGCUGUUGAGCUGGCAAGAUUGACUGGAGGUAUAGUGCUUGACAUUCAUGAAGAUAACACAAUAAUAAUGUACAGAGGGAAAAACUACUCCCAACCACCAACAGAGAUUAUGUCUCCACGAGUGUCUCUUUCGAGAAAGAAGGCAUUGGAUAAAUCUAAAUACAGGGAUGCUCUCCGUGCUGUGAGGAGACAUAUUCCAAGACUAGAACAAGAACUUGAAAUUCUGCAAGCGCAAUUUAAAAGUGCAGCAGAGAGUAAUACAUAUGCUUCUGACACAAUCCAGAACAUUGACAGAGAGAGAAUUUCAAAUUUUCAGUCAGAGAAUUCAGAUAAACACCAAGAGUUGAUGGAUGAUAACACUGGAUGUACAGAAGAUGAGACAGAUAUGGACUCUGAAUUGGAUUCUGUUUCUGAUAACUUAUCAGAUAUAUUUGAGACGGAUUCGGAUGUAGAGAAUUUCACCAAAGAGGAAAAACCUCUUUAUUUGGACGAGUUUGAUAAGUUUCCAGAGCAAAGCGAUGGAGAAACAAAUAAUUUUGAGGACCAUCUACGACAAAUGUCUCUAAACUCAAAAAACAUGCAAAAAGACCAAGACUUACCAAAGCUGGAUGAAGUUGAUAAGAUUUUUCUGCAUGCCACAUCCUUUCUAAAGAAAAAAACAAAAUGAGAAAUUUGCAAAACGCAACAUACUUAUAGAAAGUAUUUACAAAAAUUACAAAACGCAAGUAGCCUUAGAGAAAUUACGAUGUACAACAAUGAAUGGCUUUGCUAUUGAUUCAUUCUUUAAAUUA